UUUAAUUCAAAAAAAUGGCAUUAGCAGAUAUUCUUGAAUGUACAAUUGAUUUUGAAGGUCAAAAGAAAACAGAACAAUUAUUGCGUUAUUUUUUAUUUGCAUCUGCCUUUACGAGUUUUACCGUAGGCUAUUGUAUGAGUUCUAUACAACUCCUUAUGAUUGUAUUUUGCAUUGGUCUCAUAUUAACUGCAUUGGUGAUUAUUCCUCCUUGGCCAGCAUAUAAUAAGCAUCCUCAGCCAUUCAUCAAAUUAAAAGAAGAGGAAAAGAAAGAUUAAAUUAUAAUUUUAUUACAAUCAGAAUAAUUAUAAAAAUUUAAAAUAUUCUUUAAUAA
This is a messenger RNA of Cokeromyces recurvatus, 331 nucleotides long. Its product is annotated as microsomal signal peptidase 12kDa subunit. The transcript is spliced from 4 exons. Gene Ontology annotation, biological process: protein targeting to ER. Gene Ontology annotation, cellular component: signal peptidase complex; endoplasmic reticulum membrane. NCBI's taxonomy places the organism in Eukaryota, Fungi, Mucoromycota, Mucoromycetes, Mucorales, Mucoraceae. The record is from RefSeq and is a predicted model, not a curated record. Bases 15 to 275 code for a protein of 86 amino acids.